Messenger RNA from Vicia villosa (hairy vetch), 555 nucleotides. RefSeq lists its product as uncharacterized. The transcript is spliced from 2 exons. Bases 1 to 555 code for a protein of 184 amino acids. The record is from RefSeq and is a predicted model, not a curated record. Lineage: Eukaryota; Viridiplantae; Streptophyta; Magnoliopsida; Fabales; Fabaceae.
AUGUCCGUGUUGGUUAAUGAUAGUCCGACGAAGGAGUUUGUUGUGGAGAAAGGUUUAAGUCAAGGGGAUCCUUUAUCGCCUUUCCUUUUUGUGUUGGUUAUCGAGGGGCUUGCGGGUCUUGUUCGGAAGUUGUCUGAGAACAGUACUUGGAGACAAGUGUGGGAUAUUAAAGUGGUGUUGAAAGCUUUUGAGCUUGUGUCGGGUCUUGGAAUCAAUUAUCAUAAGAGUAAAUUGAUUGGGAUUAAUGCGAAUAAUAAUUUCUUAGAUGCCGCUUCUUUUGUUCUUUCUUGUAAAGUGGAGGCUAGCAAAUUUUUGUUUCUUGGGAUCAUUAUUGGAUGUAAUCCAAGAAGAUACUCUUCUUGGAUAACUCUCUUGUCGAAGAUGAAGAAGCGCCUAGCGGGUUGGAAAAACCGAUUUCUUAGCUUGGGUGGUAGGAUCACUCUCUUGAAAUCCAUUCUUAGCUCGCUCACUAUUUUUAAUAUGUCUUUUUAUAAGAUGCCGGUUAUGGUGGCCAAAGAAUUUACUAGGAUGCAAAGUAUUUUUCUUUGGGGAUGA